AUGCAACGUCCUGGAGAGGAAAUUUGCAGGCUCAAGCUAUGGGACAAGGGCCAGGUGUUUGCUGCUACCGAGAACCUCCAAAGGUCCAUUGAGCAGACCCCCUACUCGAUCCAGGCAGACACCAUCGUCUGCUGUUUCUCCCUCAGCAGGUGCCACUCCCAAAGCAGCAGCUAUGACGGUUAUGCAUCUAGUGAUGGCGGCGACAAUCCAACUCCAACCAGCAGCAACGUGCGGCAGCUUCACUAUCCGUCACAUGCCCACAUGGACCCUGGGCAUGUCCAGCUUAUCUUACCAGGCUCUAUGACCCUCCUAGAGGAUAUUUUCCACAAUUAUGAAGUGACAUUCGGGCCUGGCUACAAGGAAAUUCUACUCCAAGCCUUCUCGGCCAACUCAGACAAAUUGUGCAGUUUUUUCUAUGAAGCGGAUAUCCCAUGGAUUCUUCGUAGAAGCACAAAGAGUUUCAAGGAUCCUUCUGAGUGUACAGAAGAAUUGAUCACCAUGUUGAAAGUCAAUACCCAAGUCCUCUGUUUAAUGCAACAGCAGUUAUGUGAGCAGAGUCGACCAUUUGAGGAAUUAAAAAUAGGCUACUUCAACCAGUUUGCAAAGUGUCAUAUCAAGAAGCUCUUGGACAUUGCAGUUUGUCUUAGUGAGACAGUGUGGUCUGCCACUCAUAUUUGUCCCAUGCUGCUUGCCUAUGAGGCACUUAUGGAUGUCCUUCCUCUUAUUCAAAAGUUUGCUUCCAGCGAAUCUGGUGAUUUCUUUUCCAUUAUUUUACGCAACAUGAGGGAAGCUUUCAGGAAGUUAAUUGGCCAUAUCAAGCACUUCAUACAGUCCAAUAUGGAAAAGCAUCAGGAUGACGUUGCCAUUCAUCCAAUGACAUGUUUCCUCAUAUGCUCAAUGAAAUCCUUCGGGAGCCACAGAAAUUUAGUGCAAUCCACUCUAGCCCCUGGUGACAACUCCAGCUCAUUUGGCCAUCUUCUGUAUGAUGUGAUUACUUGCUGGAAGUCUGUGCUCACUGAACAUUCAAACAUAUACCGUGCGGAUCUGCAGCGGCAAUACAUUUUCUUAUUGAACAACGCAUAUCAUUUCAAUACAAAGACAGACGGUCUGUUGGAUUUGCUGCUAUCAGAUACGCAGAUUAUUAAGCAGCAUGAUGACGAGUUCAAGCUACUCUUCAGGAAGUGGAUUGAUAGUUACACAGAAGAGGCUUGCACUCCAGCCAAGUCUUGUUUGAACCCCAACUGUUGGUGGGGCAGUCAGCGCCGGUCCCUGGUUGCAUUUACUUCAAAAUUCAACAAGACGUUUGAUCGUCAGAAAACUUGGAAGGUUCCCGAUGUUGUGCUACGGCAGGUACUAAAAGAUCGUAUACAGGAUUGCAUUCUGCCAGACUACAGAAGGUGUCUUGAGAACUGUUUGAGUUCAGGACUGUUUUGUUCAUGUCUGCAGAUAGCUUCAGCAGGAGCAGGAUAUAUAUAUACCACAGAGACUUUAGAAACGACAGUGCAGGGCUUCUUUGAAGGAUAA
Messenger RNA from Triticum turgidum subsp. durum (durum wheat), 1524 nucleotides. NCBI's taxonomy places the organism in Eukaryota, Viridiplantae, Streptophyta, Magnoliopsida, Poales, Poaceae. The record is from the annotation of a GenBank genome assembly.